AAGUGUGAUAUACUGCCUUAAAUCGAGUCAUCGUAUUUGUGUUGUUAUUCAAACAGAUAAUUUGACAAACCUCUACUAGUAUUUGAAAAAAAAAACUGUUUUGUUUGAAUAUUUUGCUGGUCAAUAAAAUGAUAAACGAGAACAGUUGCUCUGAAUUUUCAAGAUAUUGGCUUGUCAUUUCUAUUCCUACCGCUGCUGGAACAUUUACCAGACCACCAUGGAAUUUUCCCAAGGAGUAUAUAUAGGAAUAUGCCUUGCCUUCGCAAUCAAAGUAUUGGCGAAAGACAUUCAUUUUGGACAUUCGAUUAAAACGGACACUAUCAAUAAUAUGGAUGUUUAUAUUUUUGAAAUGAUAAUGAUGAAAGAUAUCAAGAAAUGCAUUGAAUCGUGUAAGACUAGGAAAGCAUGCAAAUUCUUCAAUUUUGACCAUCAAGCAAAACUUUGCUAUCUCAUAGGGGGAAAUAAUACAGUAUGGUUUGAGAGGAAACCAGGAUUUAGUUUCGGAAAUAAGACGGACUGGGAUAUGACUGAACAUGAAAAUUGUGGUAACUGCAGUGAUUACAGCGUUUGCAAGAAAGACGGUGAAGGUCAAUACUCUGUAUGCCUUAACUCUGGAUGUGGGCCGCCUGGAGAGAAGAAUAAUACGAUUUUCCUGGGGAACAUGUUCUCCAUCGGGGAUAAAAUCAAGUAUGAAUGCAAGAAUAGAUACAGAGCAAACAGCGACGUAUCAUUGACAUCAACGUGCCUUACAAAUGGGACGUGGAGUCCAGUUGACUUUGAAUGCGUGCUUGCAGAUUACGUAUAUAAGUUGAACAACACGUUUUACCAGCAUUUCCCCUAUGCGCAAAAUUGGGAUGCUGCUCAAGAAACAUGUUCAAGUAUUGGUGGAUAUCUGAUUGACAUUACGUCUCCAGAAGAACAGAAUUUCAUAGAAGAAAAUUUAAGAAAUGAUUACACUACUGGUUUUCAUUGUUACUGGACAGGUGGAAAACUAAUGGAUGGGGUAUUUCAAUGGCUAGAUGGUACAUCAGUUAAUAGCUACACCAACUGGAAUCCUGGAGACCCUUGCUAUUGCUCUGCCGAACAGUGCCUAGGCAUCGAUAUUUCAUUUAACUACAAAUGGAAUGACAAACCAUGUACAUGGUCUUGUAACCCACUAUGUGAAAUAAAUUAAACAUGCACGGAUCAGGUCGAAUCCUGCUUCUGCUUCACCGGAGAUCUAAUACCCCGUAGAUGUUAUUCACCGGAGAUUCGUUAGACUGGACAAGAAUGUCAUAUAGAUGUGUGCAAUAAAUUACCAACUUGAAUAAUCAUUUUACUGUUACAAGAUGUUCAAUGUCUGUAUUGAUAGCUUCGUACUUUUUUGACUGAGGCGACAAUUACUGUGUUUCUUUGUAUAGUCAGUUCGUUCGCUUCUUUCUUUUUAUCUCCGGAGGAAAAUGGAAUGAGAAAAAAAGGAAAUUUGAACAAAGUGUAUCUUAAUCAUAAACAGGUAAAUCAUCAUGUUACAUGAAAACUGGGUAUUGUAUUUCAGUUACGUAAGGGUGGUAAGUUAACCUAACCAAUAUUCCUGGAUUUUCUUCCAAUACAAACCUGUUCUUCGCUAGUAACUGCCAACUUCCCAACCGUGAUGAAUCAGAGGUGGAGGACGAAUGGUUUUAGACACAAUGUCCUUUUGUUUGUUUGUUUGUUUUGGGUUUAACACCGUUUUUCAACAGUAUUUCAGUCAUGUAAUGACGGGCAGGCAGUUAACCUAACCAGUGUUGCUAGAUCUAUAUUUGGCAGAAUGCUAUGUUAUUGAACUGUUUAACAUGUGUCAAAAAGUAUGUUUGACUUAUUGAUGUACACGUAUUAACCAUUAUAUCAGUCUGAGGAAAAAACAGCACGAUUUUAGUUCAGUUUUAAUAAUUCAUUUAAACAUAUCCAAUGCGCAUUUUCAACAGGGAAUUGUGUUAUUAAAUAAUCAUGUAAAUGUACAUGUAGAUGAAUUUAACUUAACAGCAAAAUGUGUAAACAUACUAUGUUUGUAGAACUACAUUCACAUUUGAAUGUCAUGUAAAGUUAUUUGCUAAAAUAACUUUCAGUUUUCAGAGGUAGUACACAUUUGUAUUGUGCAUAGCUACAAAUAACAUACAGCUACUGUUUAUACCCAUAUACAUGUUAUGUUUAUGUUUAGUUAGACAAUGUUAAGUAAUAGUUAUUUUCUUCGAAAUAUCAGUUUUUAUCUUUUAUACCUUUAUUGUUGUUUUACUUCCUAAUGAUUAUUAUUUCUUUGAUGCUUACAUGCUGUUUCACUCCUUUAUCAUAAAAAAGAUGCGAUCAAUAAUUAAAAUGUCGUUUGUCUUAAAUUCAGGAGAGCGUGUCAUAUCAAACUAAUAACCAUAUCAAUGUUCACGCAAAUAAUUUUUUUGUUUUAUUUUCUCUUACAAAACUGUAGUCUAUUUAUUUCCAACGUUACGGUAACAUUACUGUUAACUUACAAAAGUGCUGAACAUCAAUUUUAUGUGACAAUAGAUUCGAAUUGAUUUUGAUUCGAAUUGACUUCGCAUUUUCUGGCAAAAUCUUGCAAUAUUUUUGACGUCUAAUCCUGCUAUAUUGUCUACGCUAGGAACGCGUGUCUGGAUCGGUCCGAGUGCUUGCCUUUCCACCCAGACUCGUACUUUCGGACUCGAGUACGUUUAGGUCUCAUUGGCAGUUGUACUUAUAGUCAUAUUUUGACAAAAUUAAUUUUCUAUGGACAAAACUCUCUGGAAAUUGCAGAGAGGUAAUCAAUACCCCUAUAUUCGAACCCAAAUCACACUUUAAGAACAUGAUAGGGGACAUGUUCGCGGUCUAUACUCUACGUGGCAUUUCUAUGUUUCAUUGUGUCUGAAAGGGGGGAUGGACCGUUAUCAAACUUAAACACUGACUUACUGACUUAAUUUUAAGGGCCCAAACGGCCAUAUAUCCCGAAAUUUUGAUGGAAUGAUGAUCUUUAUUAUUUAUUGCCCGUUGAUAAUAUUAAUGUAAAUCGUUUAUCAAAAGGUGAGUGAUUAUUAUUAUAAAUUAAAUAAAUGUUUGUGUGAAAUAACUUUAAAUACUUCAAAAAAUAUAAGAAUGC
This is a messenger RNA of Mercenaria mercenaria, 3100 nucleotides long. RefSeq lists its product as uncharacterized. The transcript has 6 exons. NCBI's taxonomy places the organism in Eukaryota, Metazoa, Mollusca, Bivalvia, Venerida, Veneridae. Bases 218 to 1174 code for a protein of 318 amino acids. The record is from RefSeq and is a predicted model, not a curated record. Gene Ontology annotation, molecular function: signaling receptor activity.